Molecule: messenger RNA, 1170 nt
Organism: Pungitius pungitius (ninespine stickleback)
Lineage: Eukaryota; Metazoa; Chordata; Actinopteri; Perciformes; Gasterosteidae
Product: CDGSH iron-sulfur domain-containing protein 3, mitochondrial-like
Exons: 3
Coding region: 248-637 (129 amino acids)
Cellular component (GO): mitochondrion
Molecular function (GO): 2 iron, 2 sulfur cluster binding
Source: RefSeq, a predicted model, not a curated record
AUCCCGUUGACCCAUUUUCAGGCUACUACAUUUAGCGUUACUUCCAAAGAAUUUGCCUUGAGACUCUUUUCUGUUUCUCAAAAUUGUCCUUUUCUUUAUCUUUCUAUUCGUUACGAUUGUUUUCACCAUUAUUAAUUAACAUUUUUGCUUACUUAACGUCCACGGUUGUUUUAAAUGCACGACACUGACUGAGCAGCACCUAACAAGCAGAGGUCGCAUUGACGCGACGUCAAGAGUCAUUGGAAACAUGAACCCUCUGGUGACCAGAUUCAACUUAAAAUGGACACAUUUAACCCUGCGGCAACCUUGGAGAACCGCUAUAGCAGGUACUAAGGUGCAGCUCUCCACACUUCCAUCAGAACCUGUUGUCCCCUUCAAGAAGCCUUUCAAAGUGGAGCUUAUUGGUGGGAAGCGUUACUCGUGGUGCGCCUGUGGACACAGCAAGAAUCAGCCGUUUUGCGACGGAGCCCACAAGACCAAAGCCCAAGGCUUGUCCCCGCUACGUUUCGUCCCCGAGAAAGACGCCACAGUUUGGUUGUGUGGUUGCAAGCAUUCAAACAACCCACCUUACUGUGACGGGACGCACAAGCAGGCCUUCAUUGUUUCUGCAACGCUACAUGAACAAAAAGACUCUUAAAAGUCAGAUGGAUCUAAUCUGAGUAUUUAUGUUGCUGUUGCACACAUUUUUGAACAUACAUCUCAGUGUUUUAAUCUCAUUGUUCACACUCUUUGUCUUUUCUAUUGAAGACAAAAUGUUGCAUUAAAACAGUGUUGGACUGUGAUAAUCUGUUAUAUAAUAGAAGUUUGCAUACAGAGAUUUUACUGUUUUAUACUGAGAUGGCUGUGAGAUCUUUGUUUUAUUACGCCGUAUUGGACAAUGUUAUAAAUGAUACAGGAAGAGAGACCAGCUGAAUGUCUGCCUCACCAGAACAAGGAAAUCUUAUUGCUGUAUGAAGGUUGGGAAACCGUAAUAUGUGUCAUGGCAUGUUUAGUCUCUUUAAUCCUUUUUGUUUGGCUUCAGUUCAUUACUUGAACAAUGUAUACCGUGUGUGUAAACCUAGCCGUUUCUGCCAUUAUAAUGCAGUGACUAACACUUUAGUCCCUCCAUUUCACACAGGUUAGCUCCUUGUGAGAAACAAGCUGUUCAUAUUAAAAGUCAAGCAAAAUUUA